Messenger RNA from Xyrauchen texanus (razorback sucker), 5117 nucleotides. RefSeq names its product neuronal calcium sensor 1-like. Lineage: Eukaryota; Metazoa; Chordata; Actinopteri; Cypriniformes; Catostomidae. The record is from RefSeq and is a predicted model, not a curated record. The coding region runs from base 1362 to 1934 and encodes 190 amino acids. Gene Ontology annotation, molecular function: calcium ion binding; calcium sensitive guanylate cyclase activator activity. The transcript has 10 exons.
GUCAGGAUGAACGCACUGUCGGUUAGACGCCCAGAGAGUGGCGAAGGAAACCCAAAUACACCCCAGAGAGGAGCGAGCUAUCUUGUUCAUCACUGAAAAACGGAGACCCCACUAUCUUAAAGCGAAGCGGUCGUGUUUAGAGGUAUCUCUGGACAACCAGACCUGGGCAAACAGGAGUUGCUGCUUUAAACUACAGAGGUGAGGAAGAACAGGCCAGGAGAUAAGCAAACAGCAGUCUGUGUGUUUAGAGGUAUCUCUGGACAACCAGACCUGGGCAAACAGGAGUUGCUGCUUUGAACUACAGAGUUAAGGAAGAACAGGCCUGUAGAUAAGGAAACGGCAGUUACUUGGAGAGAUUGAAUGUCCUAUGUCUGCACUGGAGAGGCUCCACUAAGGCAUAAGAAAGAGAGCCAUCAGCAGAUUGUGACAUUUAAAAAUGUGUUAUCUAUGGGUUCAUCAUAUUGUCAGUGUUGGCGAAUGUGAGCAGCCCUGUACACUGCACCUAGAUAAUAGAAGUGGCCUUCAUCCAGUCUCUCUCUUUCUAUCUUUAUAAUAUUUGCACUCAAAAAUACCUCAUUAAUGUUACCAUAUAUCCUAUCAUCUGCUACCAGAAACACUGAUUUGGGCAUCUCGGAGUGCACAACGCUAGAAAUCAACAAGGACCAAGCCUGCACUUUUCAUAAAGUUUGCCAAACCCCUCACUUUAACUGCCAAGAGGACAAGAGCAAGGAAUCUCCUUUAAGAGUCACUCAGAGCUAACAAUGCAGAAGCACUGAAGGAGUAAAAAGAGUGAGAGAAAAAGACAAGAGGGAGGGUGGGAGGAGAAGCAGAGUGAAUUGGCGCUCAAGUGUGAGCGAACGAGCAAACAUAAAGCUGUGAGUGUCUACUGUAACCAAUGGCACUCUGAUAAGACAUUUCAAAGCCAUGCUUUCCUACUGAAGAAUCCAACGAAAGAGAGGAUCGGAGCCUUAUGCUUAAGCAAAUGGACAAACAAAUGGCCUUUUAUUUGAGGAGCAACAGUUUAAAUGGACACUUCUGAGACAACCACAAUUGAAGACAAAUUGCUACGAGACCUACUGGACAAGAGGGAUCAUUAUAGUGACUUUACAUUUAUUACAGCAGCCCUGAAAUUCCAAAGGAGAGGAGAAGAGGAAUAUUUGCAAUGGAUGGAUUUCCUUGGGGUUGUUAUCAGUGCUGAUCCAUCCAUCACUUUGUUGGUGUGUUUGGGUCUCUGUCUGUGAUUUGCCACCCACAUACUGCCUGAAGUGGAGGUGAGCUGGUGAGGGGACUGGAACAAGUCAGUCCCACACUGGACCACUUGAGCUUUCUGGAGGAGGACAGAGAUAAUUGGAGAGUACAGUAUGGGGAAGUCAAACAGUAAGCUCAAACCAGAGGUGGUGGAGGAACUCACCAGGAAGACGUACUUUACAGAGAAAGAGGUUCAGCAAUGGUACAAGGGCUUCAUAAAAGAUUGCCCAAGUGGUCAGCUUGAUGCGGCAGGCUUCCAGAAGAUCUACAAGCAGUUCUUCCCCUUUGGUGACCCCACCAAGUUCGCAUCAUUUGUCUUCAAUGUUUUUGACGAGAACAAGGAUGGACGGAUUGAGUUCUCAGAGUUCAUUCAGGCCCUGUCGGUGACCUCACGUGGGACCUUGGAUGAAAAGCUUCGCUGGGCUUUUAAGCUCUAUGAUCUUGAUAAUGAUGGCUAUAUCACACGUGAUGAAAUGCUCAAUAUAGUGGAUGCCAUCUAUCAGAUGGUGGGAAACACGGUGGACCUUCCAGAAGAUGAAAACACACCAGAGAAGAGAGUGGAUCGCAUUUUUGCCAUGAUGGAUAAGAAUGCUGAUGGAAGGCUGACUCUGCAGGAGUUCCAGGAGGGCUCAAAGGCAGAUCCCUCGAUUGUACAAGCUCUGUCUCUCUAUGAUGGCCUAGUAUAGUAGCACCUUCUCUCAAGUAUAAAGAAACCGCAAAGUAUCCAGUGCAGUGCCAUUCCACCAUGCUAUACGCAAGAUGAGUCUUGUCUUUAAUUGACUUCUCAUUCUGGACCCUCAGAACUGAGAGCUGUUGGAGAGAAGGACCACAAAAGCUCAUCCUCAUCUUCUCACCAUUAGCAAAUCACAUGUGACCUUUUGUUGGCAUACAACAAUAACAAACAGGAGAAAGGAGGAAAUUGUCAUCCUGAAAAGUGUUUGCAUAGGUGUAUGUGUGUGACUGCAUGUGAAUGCUAUACUGAAGAAUUCCACUGGAUUUUCACAAGUGCUUGUUUUCUAAUGAAAAAAUGCACUGGAGACUGGCACUGAUUGUUUAAAAAAGCAUGUUGAGAAACAUAUUAUUUAUGAAAAUAUGUGUAAACCUUUUAUAUAUUGCUGGGAUGUAUUGUGGAAGUGCUCUUUAUCUAUAAUUGAUUUAUUUACUUUUAACCUUGAAGUAUGUGGAUUUGCAGCUGAUUCUUACUGCUUCUUCGAAUGAAAGCAUGUAAUCCUGUCUUGCUUAUUAUUCGAAUGUGAAAGGAACUUAAUUUAUUACAUUUGUGGUGCGCGUCUCCCAUUGUGUAGUGUGUGCUAUUCCUCCCUUGCUAGCACAAAUCAUUACAAAGUCCUCAAGCCACAUCCGAAACAAGGCACUGUAACCAAGCAACAUGCUACACUGUUAUUCUUGAACAGUUACAUAUCAGAAUUGAUGUAUGUACCUUUUAGAAUAGAGAAGCAAACAGGAUAUCUUUCCUUUUCUCUCUCUGUAAAGGCUCCAGCAUCUGCUAGCUUAAACUAGACAUUUGCCUUUUGUGUCGUCUCCUGUGUCUUGUUUUUCUAUCGAACAAAAGCCAUGGACUUGUAUUAUGGCAAUUUUUUUGUGGAUUUCUCAAAGCAACAAAGUUAUAUAGUAUGUGCCAUUGAGACGGCCUCUGUUCGAGUUGGUCUAAUACUUUAUCAUUCACUUUUUGACAGAUGAUUACAUUUGAGUCACUGCAUAAAUGUCUCUAAUAUUAUUUGCCUUCUGUAAGUAAGAUGGAGUUUUUAAUAUCUGAGAUGUUGCACUCUCAUUAUUUCAUCAAUGGCUGCUUCCAUUUUCAUCACUGUAUGACACAUAUACAGUAUAUUGUUUCUAUGCUCUCAAUAGGACACUAUUGCUGAGCCAUUUAAAUAUUGCAUUGGAGCAUAGACCUUGUUUUCCAUCAGCACAAUGGACUAGCUGGCUAUCUUUCAAAAUAAUUCACUGUGCUUAAUAGAUCUAUGAACUAAUCUAGUUUUGUAACACAAAAGUGCAGCAUAAAUCACAUUCGCUAUACAAAAUAUGUAAAAUGGAGGACUCUGUCUUAGUGUAUACACUAUCAGUCUUAGAGAAUCACAGGAGCAUUAAUACUUAAGCAAACAUCCUGCCCAAUACAUCAACAACUGACGCUUAUGCAGUCGUAUUAGUAUUAAGGCAAAGCAGUAAUUAAAUUCUAGGUACAUUCACCAAAAGUGACUGAUUGGAAUCAUUCCUUAAUGCCCCAUCAAUUAUGUUACAUUCUAUGGGCUAUUUUGUAUGUCACCCUUUUCUGACCAAUUUAAGUCUUGAAGUCUCCACUAACGAUCUGAUGAGUUGAAUUAAGUGUGUUUGAUUGAGGAGACAUCCAAAAUGUGUAGUGUUGAGAAGCUUGAGGAGCUAUUUCUACCUGACCUAACCCUUAAAAUAGUUUUGUUGGUGUAACCAAAUGUAUUCAGAUUGAUUCAGUGAUGUUCAAUAAUAUUUUUGACUUGAAAAAAAAACAGUUAAUUUAGAUGUUACCACAUGAAGCACAUUUUUUAGGUUAACUUUUUUCUUCAAUGCAUUUUAUUCUCUCUGCAGAAUGAAUCACUGACAACUGAUCUUGAUUUCUUCAAAUCUGUUCAUCUCACGUUAUCUUAGACAGAAGUUAGAUUUAUACAUUAGUUACAUUUUUGUAGAUGUGACAACACAUGAUCAGUUCUCACUCAAUCCCACUUGAUCAGGCAAAUAAUCUAAUAAUAUGUUAAGCUUAUUAAAAUUGAUUAGAUUUCACCUCUGUACUCUCAUUUGUUUUUCAUCAUUCUAACAUCAUUUUUGCUUCUACAUUUAGCUUUACAGUAUUUUUGUCAUUUCUACUUGAUUUAAUGAGUUUUCAAUAUUUCAAUUCAAUUUUCUUCAUAAGUAAUUUAAUACAAAUUGGUUGAAAAUGUGCAAUAAACAUAUAACUAGUUGUAACUUUGGCACCACUUUGAUUUAACCUAAUUUAAGGCAGCAAUUAAACUUAUUAGGUUCAGUUAAAAGGAAUAUUUCACCCAAAAAUUAAAGUUAAUUUACCCUCAUGCCAUCCCAGAUGUGUAUGACUUACUUUCUUCUCCUGAACACAAACAAAACAUAUUUAUAAGAAUAUUUUAGCUCUGUUGGUCCUCACAAUUUAUGUGAAUGGGUACAAAAAUUAUCCUAAAGGAGAACAAAGGCAGUAUAAAAGUAAUCCAUAUGACUCCAGUGGUUAAAUCCAUAUCUACUUGAGCGAUAAAUGUGGCUGAGAAACAGAUCAAUAUUUAAGCCCUUUUUUACUAUCAAUCUCCACAUUCACUUUCACAUUCUUCUUAUUUUGUUUUUGGUGAUUCAUAUUAUUUGUGCAUAUUGCCACCUACUGGGCUAAGAGGAGAAUUUAUAUUUAAAAAAUCCUUACAUUUUGAUCUUUUUCUCAUCCACAUUAUCAUAUCGCUUCUGAAGAUAUCGAUUUAACCACUAGAGUCUUAAGGAUUACUUUUAUGGUACAUUUAUGUGCUUUUUGGUGCUUCAAAAUGUUGGUACCCAUUCACAUGCAUUGCAUGGACAUUCAGAGCUAAAAUAUUAUUCAAAAAAUCUGGAUACACUUUCUCUCGAACUAGUGCCUCCGGCUCAUCUUUAUCCCCUUCCUGGCUGAUUUGGACAAAUCAGUGCCUGGCAUGCGUCCUCGCGACCCGGCAGUUCCCUCCUCCUCGUCACACUAUCCCUUUAUUUUUCCUAUUUUAGUGGGUUGUAUUUUUUUUAUUGUGCUUUUGAAUUGUGACUGCAGUUGCUUUUUUUUUUUUAUGUUUAUUCAUGGCAUCGCUGCCUUGCAACAAUUCAUUAAGCCACACAAGGGUUUUACAUAUCAACAAAGUCUU